Exophiala bonariae is the source of this 282-nucleotide messenger RNA. RefSeq lists its product as uncharacterized. The coding region runs from base 1 to 282 and encodes 93 amino acids. NCBI's taxonomy places the organism in Eukaryota, Fungi, Ascomycota, Eurotiomycetes, Chaetothyriales, Herpotrichiellaceae. The transcript has 2 exons. The record is from RefSeq and is a predicted model, not a curated record.
AUGGACUGGCUAUCAACAAGCAAAGACACAGAUGCCCCUGUUGCAGACACCUCCGCAGAACAAGACGCGGAAAGGGCAGCAGAGGAGACAUCCGCAACAAGCGAAGCAGAGAACAGCGAGAGAGGCAAAGGCAAAGGCAAAGGCAAGGAGAAGCCAUUUCACGCGGACAUCGAACCACAGAUUGCCUCGGACCGGCUCGUCAAAUUGGCCUUCUACGAGUGUGUACGACAGGUGUUGGAGAAUGGCAUGAGGAUGGUUGGAAUGGUGCCUUUGAAGACGUGA